AACUCGGCUGGACUAAUGAGUUAAGUUUUUACGAUUCUAAAAUCAAAGCUAAAAAACUAGAACAAGCUUACUUCGCAUUGACCAUUUCGUUGAACAUGGCAAAAUUUUUACACACUUUAUUAUACAUUGUCUAUUCGGUAACCGUUGAAAUGUCGGGAGAUAUUCACAAUCGGGGAGAGAUUCACAAUCGGGUAGAAGAUCUACCAAAAAAUUUUUCCAAACAAAAAUCCGAUAGUGAAGGAGAAAAUACCGAUAAAGAAAAUGGAGUAGAUGAUUUAAAAAAGCAACUAAUUCAGCCGUUAUCGUGCGAGAUUUGCAGAGUCAAGGUAACCAGCACCAAAAUUUUCCAAAGACACCUUGAUGGCAGGAAGCACAAGCUAAGGGCAGAACGCCAAGGAAAAGAAUUCAAAUGCGAACUCUGUGAUAUUAUAGCCAAUAGUGAAAUUCAGCUGGAAAUUCAUUUUAGAAGUUUUCGUCAUAAGUCAAAACUACAAAGAAAGGAGCACCCUCAUUUCUCCCUAUUAACGUCGUACACCUCAAAAAGUUCAUUUCUCGUAUUUCUAUGUUUUACUUGUAUAUUUUUAAACUUAUUCUUGUUAUUUAAAUAAUGUUUUGUUAUUGUUGCUUAAAAAUUUUUAUUCUAUACAUUAUAAAUUAUAUAGUUCUUUUGUAAAGAUGAAAUAACUUUUUGUAAAUUUGUACUGUAUUUUAGAGUUAGUUUAACAUCGUUUAACAUCCGUGAAGAGAAGUAGUAGAGGAAUUGGUCGAAAUGAUAAAAUUUUGAUGUAGGUAUCCCAUUCAAACACUAUAAUCAAAAUGUAGAUUAUAAAAGAUGUAAUCUAUUUUGUUGUAUAAUAGUUUUUGUGUAGUGGGUGAUAAUUUAUAGAAAAUAUCAUUGAGUAUACUUUAAAAUGCAGAUUUUUUGAGUGAAAGGUACUACAUUAGAGCUGGUUUUGCUUCUUAUUAUAGAUUCUAAUGUAGAUCCUGUACAUCUACUACUUUUCAGAAGGCUUUAUUUAUACUUAGUUAAGUAUACUUAAUAAUCUAAUUUAUUAUUAUUGUUUUUAAAUGUUUUUGUAUCAUUUCAGAAACUUUGUAAUUAAAUAUACACUAACAUUUUCAAUAUUAACACUUAUUUAUACUUAGAUGAGUAUAAUAGGACGUUUUUUAAAUAGACUCGAUCCUUGUGACAUUAUUUUUAGUAAUAGCAACAAUAUUUAUUUAAAAUACCUUUGUAUACUUACAUUCGUACUAUUUAUUUAAAGUAAGUUACUUCUUUUUUGUAAACUUAUAUAAACUGUAUUAUGAAACGAAAAAUAAGAUGAAUUUACAAUA
Messenger RNA from Diabrotica virgifera virgifera (western corn rootworm), 1335 nucleotides. Its product is annotated as zinc finger protein 346-like. The coding region runs from base 96 to 608 and encodes 170 amino acids. The record is from RefSeq and is a predicted model, not a curated record. Gene Ontology annotation, molecular function: nucleic acid binding; zinc ion binding. The transcript is spliced from 3 exons. NCBI's taxonomy places the organism in Eukaryota, Metazoa, Arthropoda, Insecta, Coleoptera, Chrysomelidae.